AAGAAUUCAUAAUAUUGUUAUCGACCGUGGUACCUACUUUUAUAGGAACUCUUACAGAAAAAGUAUUCCCAUGACCCCACCACUUAUGAUUUCCAAUCGUUGUCAUUGUUUUAUUUUGAUUGUGCAAUAUUAUUUAUUUCACUAUUUGAGUUUCAUUAGUCAUUACAUAGUGGUGAUUUGUGAUUCAAAUGUAUAAAAAGUUUAGUUGUUGGUUCUGAGUUUUUCUGGUAAUAUUUUUACUGUUCAUCUUUCGAUUUAUACGUUGUAUUCCAUUAUUUGGAUAUUAUGCUGGUGUGAUAUUUUAUUUGUAUUUACAGUAUUACAAUAUAAUAAAAGGUAAGCUUCACGUUGCAUUUUGGUUUCACAGUUAAAUUACCAAAAUAAUCAAUAGUUUGUAAUUUGCAUCCUUUACAUUAAUAUUUUUAUAUUAUAGUUAUAUUUAAAAUAUGUCUACAUCAAUUAAACAAAUGUCUAUUUCUCGAAAUAUAUAAUAAGUGUUAGUACCAAAGUGAAAAUCUCGUCAUUACAUAUUUGGGAAAAAAAUGACUAAACAUUAUGAGUCAUAGGGAUAUUUAAUAAUGACAAGAAUAAACUUCAUCAUCACAAGUUAACUUUUAUAUGCAUUCUUAUAAAUAAUUAAUUUUGUUUGAUAUUGUGUUGCAGCUGUGUUAAAAAAUGUAUCAACAAAGAGUGUGUAAGUAGAAUAUAAAAAUUAAUUAUUUUAAAUAUUUUUGUUUUAUAUGGUAUUUUAAUUUAGUGCUGAAGAAUACUGGUUAUUCAAAGGAUACAACCAUGAUGUGGCAACCGGGUACACAAUAUUUGCCUGAAUCUGGUAUCCAUUCUGGUGGUACUACACAAGCUCAUUCUAUUACCGAUAAAGAAGAUGAUCUAGAACGAGAACAAUUAAUUUAUGAACUUAAUCAAGGUUUUUCACAUGGAUUUACUCAGGAUCAAGUUGAUGGUAAGCACUUAUAAUUAAAAUUAAAAUGUUGAUUAAUUGAAUUUUAAUUUCAGAAAUGAAUCAACAAUUAAGUCAGUCACGUACCCAAAGGGUACGAGCAGCGAUGUUUCCUGAGACACUUGAAGAAGGUAUUGAGAUUCCUUCUACACAAUUUAAUCAAGGACAGUUAACAGCUGUCCAGCGGUUAGCAGAGCCAAGUCAAAUGCUUAAACAUGCUGUAGUUAAUUUAAUAAAUUAUCAGGUAAAUUAAUAGAAAUUUUAUGUGUACACAAUAUAAUUAUAAUUUUUUCAUUAUAAAAGGACGAUGCUGAUUUAGCUACUAGAGCUAUACCAGAACUGAUUAAAUUAUUGAAUGAUGAAGAUCAAGUUGUUGUAUCACAAGCUGCCAUGAUGGUUCAUCAAUUAUCUAAAAAAGAGGCUUCAAGGCAUGCAAUCAUGAAUAGUCCUCAAGUAAAUAUAGUGUUUAAUUUUAUCAAAUUGUAUUAGUUUUUGUACUGAAUUUAUACGAGUAGAUGGUCGCAGCAUUAGUAAAAGCAUUGUCAAAUAGUAAUGAUUUAGAAAUGACAAAAGGUGCAGUUGGUACUUUACACAAUUUAUCACACCACCGACAAGGUCUUUUAGCAAUAUUCAAAAGUGGAGGAAUACCAGCUCUUGUUAAAUUACUUAGGUAUCUAUCUAGUUCAAAAUAACAGUAGUGUUUAAUUUAAUAAUAUUAAUUUUGUUUUAUUUUUAGUUCUCCAGUUGAAUCUAUUUUGUACUAUGCUAUAACAACAUUACAUAAUCUGUUACUUCAUCAAGAGGGUUCAAAGAUGGCAGUACGUCUUGCUGGAGGUCUACAAAAAAUGGUAGCACUUUUACAGCGUAACAAUGUCAAAUUUUUGACAAUCAUUACUGAUUGCUUACAAAUAUUAGCAUACGGUAAUCAAGAGAGUAAACUAAUUAUACUUGCUUCUCAAGGACCCAUUGAACUUGUGCGUAUUAUGCGUUCAUAUGAUUAUGAGAAGCUAUUAUGGACAACAUCUAGAGUUUUAAAAGGUUUUAAUUUAAUAUUAUAAUAAUAUUUUGUUAUUGUUUUAAAUCAGAUUAACCAUUUAUCAUUUUUAGUUUUAUCGGUGUGUUCAAGUAAUAAACCGGCAAUUGUUGAAGCUGGUGGUAUGCAAGCUUUGGCAAUGCAUUUACAACAUGGCAGUCAACGUUUAGUACAAAAUGCUUUAUGGACGUUACGUAAUUUGUCUGAUGCUGGAACUAAAGUAUUUAUUAUUGCCUAUUAUAAAUUAGUUCAUAUGAAUUUUAUAAUAAACACUUUUAACUUAGAGUUGUACAUAAAUUAAAUCUAAGUUUGUUAAUUAAUUUCUUUUUGUAAUUUUAAGGUUGAUGGUUUAGAACAGCUAUUGCAAUCAUUGGUAAUCGCAUUGAACCAUUCAGAUGUAAAUGUAGUAACUUGUGCCGCUGGUAUAUUAUCAAAUUUGACUUGUAAUAAUCAACGUAAUAAAGUCACUGUAGUUCAAGUGGGUGGUGUUGAAGCAUUAGUACAAACCAUUAUGAAUGCUGGAGACAGGGAAGAAAUAACUGAACCUGCUGUAAAUUUUGAUAAAAAUAUAUAAUUUUGUUUUAAAAUGUGAAAGUUUUAAAUUAUAUUUUAGGUCUGUGCUUUAAGACACUUAACAUCUAGACACGUUGAAUCGGAUAGUGCACAAAAUGCUGUACGCCAUAUCGGGGGUAUUCAAGUUAUAGUGAAAUUGUUACAACCUCCUUCUCGUUGGCCUCUCGUUAAAGCAGCUAUUGGACUAAUUCGAAAUGUAGCUCAGUGUCAGGGUAACCACGUGCCAUUAAGAGAACACGGUGCAAUACACCAUCUGAUACGUUUACUAAUGAGAGCAUUUCAAGAUAUCCAGAGAGUAUGUAAUAUUGUUAUAUUUUAAUCUGAUAUAAUAUUUGUUCAUUAUUAUUUUAUAGACAUCUACAAAUAGUAGUGUAGCAGGAUCAUCUGGUAGAUCACAAUCUGGUGGUGUUUAUGCAGAUGGUGUGCGUAUGGAAGAAAUUGUUGAAGGUACUACUGGUGCAUUGCAUAUUCUUGCACGAGAAUCACACAAUCGAGUACUUAUGCGUUCCCAACAAGGACUAAUUGCUGUAUUAGUUCAGUUGUUAUUCAACGAUAUUGAAAAUGUUCAACGGGUCGCUGCUGGUGCUCUAUGCGAGUUGGCUGUUGAUAAAGAUGGUGCAGAUAUGAUUGAAUCCGAAGGUGCUACAGCACCAUUAACUGAAUUAUUACAUUCCCGCAAUGAAGGAGUUGGUAAGUGUAAAAUGUCAACUUUUGUUACAUAAAAUUAAUGCCAUUCGGCUUUUUAUAAAAGUAAAAUAUAAGAAAAAAAAAAAAUGUGUAGGUAAUUAAUCACAUCAGGCCUGUAUGAGGGCUAGAUAGAUAAUUCCAGUAGGCAUAUGGUAUUGUUUAUGUAGGAUGAAGGAAUUUACCUUAUAGUUGACAAUACCAUACACCCUGGAAGGUAUAAUAAUACUCUUACAGUAUCUACCUGUUGUAAAAGACGCCAAAUAGUGUUGCAUCAGAUAAAUAGCUGAUGUAAAAUUCUGUCAGUAAAUAACAGUAUAACGCAUUCUAAACAAGACUUUGCAAAUUGUCACAUCUCAGAUUUGAGUAGGGACGACAAGUGGGAAAAGUUAACAUGGUGCAUGUUUGCUGUUGAUAUAGCUUUCAUAAAAGAAAAUCUGGAUGAAGUUAACAAUAAAUUUGAGAAAUAGAAAGUAGCACUUCAAGGAAAAGAACUAAUAAUAAAUAGAAGUAAAAAAUAAUUUAUAAAAUAUGAGUAUAGAGUAACAAGAUGAAACAGUUAACAACAAUAAGCUGUGAUGUAAUAGGUGAGAUUGAGGAUUUUAAAUAGGUACAUACCAAGGAUCUUGUGUAAAAAAGAAUGGUAUCUGACAAGAAUAUGAACCAUAGAAUUAAGUGUGAUUGAAUAAAGUAGAGAGAAGCAUUAGGUAUUUUAUGUAACAAGAUAAUUUCAAUGUGAAUUAAAGGUAAGUUUGAAGUGUUAAAUGGUUGGCAAAAAAUCUUUAUCUAAUUAAAUUAUAUUAUUAAAACGUGAAUAGAUUUUUUUUCGGACAGCUAUAUUUGAAGUUCAGUAUUUUGAUGAGCCAUUUAUUGAGAAAAAAUUUUAAAAAUUGAUUAACUAGCUAAAGAUUUAUUAGAAAUAUGUAAGUACAUUGUGUUCAUUAUUUAAAAUUUUUACUUAAAAAAUAAAAACUCAAAAGUUAUUUGUUGUUUUAGACUUUGCUAUUUUUAGUCCACGUUCUAUAAUCGUGCCAAAGGCCUAAUUUUAAAAAAAAAAUAAUACCCAUAAAUAAUAUAAAUAAAUUGUAUAAUUAUUUAUUAUGAGAUAAUAUCAUUGACAUUAAACCAUAGACGUAUAAACUUAAUAUGUCUAUUCAUUAAACUUAUAGAUCAUUAUACCCCAACGUCAUUGAUAGAUGACAGUACUAGUAUAUUAGAGUUCCCUAUUUGGUCAAUAAAAGCACGGAUGAUUACGUGUUCAUCUAAUCAAGUUGCAUAGGGCUGCUUAUAAUUGUCAUUGUGUUAUCUUAUACUACCUAUUAUAUACAAUAAUAUACCUACUAUCUAAGUAGUACAUUUCUGGUAUUUUUAAACAAAAAUGUGUUCAGAUAAAUAGUUUAACAAAGUAUUUGAAUAAUUAGAAAUUUUUAUUUGUUUUAUUCAAUAUAAGUUUAGUAACAGGAGCAUAAAUUCUGGGAAACUUUUCAUGGGGGCUGUUAACUUUAAAUUUCUGGUGCUCCUAAAAUCACAAUAUUUAAAAACAUGUUUAACUUAACUUUGCUCAAAAUCAUAUAUAUUAUUGUGUACAGAUAUAAAUUAAAUAAUUGUAUGUAUCCUAUCUUCCCAACUUUCAAAUUUACAACAGUGGUACACACAUAAGCAUUAUAAUUUUGUUUUUUAUAUCAUUUUGUUUUUUUUUUUUUUUGUGUGUGUAUAGCUACAUACGCAGCAGCAGUUUUAUUCAGAAUGUCAGAAGAUAAACCAAAUGAUUAUAAAAAACGAUUAUCAGCUGAGCUGAGUAAUUCACUUUGCAGAGAAGAUCAAAAUACAUGGCCACCAAAUGAUCUUGGAAUGGCACCCGAUCUUCAGGUAAUUAAAACUUACAUAACUUAAUCCUAAGUCUGAUUUAAUGUGAAAUGUUUCUAAUAGCCAGAGGCAUACAUCAAUUGUUAAGGUAUGUUUUGAAACAAACAUUCAAUUGUAAUUUUGCUUUUUUAUCUGAUUUAUGCAUUAUUAUAUCAUUUUGUAUGAACAUACAUUGUAUUUGUACACUUAGAAUUUGCAUGAGAUUUUUAUUGUUUUUAUUAUAAUUAUUAUUACUAUAUUUUGUUCAGUAGUUAGACUAUCUUAUAUUUUUUAAACAGGACACAUAUGAUCUGUAUGGCCAUGGUCUUGGUAGUAUACACAACGGAAUUGGCUCAAUGCGACACAACAAUUAUCACCAACAGUCAGGUAUACAAGUCUUAUAAACCUAGUUUUUGACUUUGCUUUACUGUUUUAAUUGUUUUACGCUUAUUUUGCAUGCAAUUUUCCACUAACAGUAAGUAACUCAAUUUUUUAUUAAAAUAUUUAAAAAAAAAUGUGUUGGUAUAUUUUUUAGUAUUUUUUCCAUAAUACUCAUCACUUAUGUUGUUCUAUAACUUCAUUAAAUUCUAAGUUAACUCCCAUCAGUAAGUUCCUAUGAAAAUACAAAUAAAUCCUAAAAUAUUUAACUCUUAAUUAUACAAAUGUAAAUAGUUUAUAUUUUUAUUGUGAGUAUGCAUUGUUUCAAUCAAAUAUUUAAAUUGGAAAUUAUCUUUUGAUUAUCAUUUCAACCUUCAUAUUUUUAAUGCAUUACAUUGUGUAUCCUUAUACACUUUUAAAUGUUUUAAGUAAUAAUUGAACAUAUAUUAACCAAAGCAACAUAAUAUUAAUAAUUUAUCUUGAUCUUUAAUGAUAGAUUAAUUGAACUAAAUGACUAAAUUGACUAAAUGAAUAUGUUAUUACUAAUUGAUUAUUUUUCAGAAACUUCGAUUGUACUAAUGUCCCACUGUAUUAUCUUGUUGCUAAUAUCUUUGUUAAUAUUCAAAAUUAUUAAAUAAAAACUCCGAACUAUACAAUAAUCUCAUCACACAUUUGUAGAACUUAGUUUUAAGUCUCACUGGAAUUUUCUUGUCACAUACAACACCUGACACUUCUCUCCACUUUAUUGUGGAGUGACACUUAAUCCUCUAGUUCACACCCUUGUCAAAGUUAUCGUUAUUUUGGAAAAAAGAUACUAGGUACUUGAAACUCUAAACCUAGCCUAAUUAGUUUUAUUGGCUAUCUUGUCUUAUUACUCCAAGCUCAUACUCUGUUUCAAUUCUAAUUAUCCUUAGUUAUUUUUCUUAACUUAUUCCAGAUUUGCUCUUAAAAGCUAUAUCAUUUGUCACUUUUUUUUUUUAAAUACAACUAGCAGCAGUGAAGGAUCUAUUUUCAAAUUGCUUCAUCCACUGUUUCCAUAAUUUAUUGUUUAUUUGAUAAAAUUAAUGAAUAAUAAAAAAGAACCUAUUUUCCUAGGUUUCUUUGUUUUCUAUACUUGUCGUUUUCUUGGUGGCCUGGCAAGCCCACCAGUCUGAAAGCUUGUCCUGCCUGCCAACCCGAUGACUACCCACUAGUCUUGCACUAUCGUAUCUCCUCUUACCUGUUGUCGCUGCGAAUAUCCAAGAUGGGGCAAUCUGCCAAAGUCUUAUUUUGGACUUCUCAUACUAUUUGAUAGAAUUGUAUACUUACUGUUGACCUGAAGCAACCUUAGUAUUCUGAUCGCUUCUUAUAGGGAGAAUGGUAUUGUCAACAAUAAAGUGAAUUUCUACCCCUUACAGAAACAAUACUAUAUGUCUACUAGAAUCACUUACCUAGGCUUAACUAACAGUUAGGUUGCUUAACCCGUAGCUUUAUAUGCUCCCUGAAGUGAAUUACAGUGACUAUUUUAAAAAUUUCAAAGUAAAGGAUUAAAAUGUAAUUUUUAUCUAGUGAUUAAAAAGGAUGAAGAUAUUCUUCUCUAUAUAUGUGUCCCAUUGACAUUAAAUCUAAUUGAAAAAGUAAAAAAAUUGAAUAUUAUUAUUUGGAAAAUAUGAUGGGCCGCCUAUACAAUAUACUUAUAAUAAAAUGUAAAUUUCUGUUUUUUAAAGGGUAUGACACGCUACCAAUAGAUCCCAUGCAAGGCUUAGAUAUAUGUUCUCAACAAGAAUCUAACUGUAGUCCAAUGGAUGUAGUGGCAGCUAAUGAUAUUGAUUUUGGGCGUCUAGGAGAUUUACCUGAACCUCCACAGGACAACAAUCAAGUAGCUGCUUGGUAUGAUACUGAUCUAUAAAAUUUAUUGAAAUAAUUGUUUAACCAAAUAAGUAUUAAUUACAAAUAGAUUACAUAUUUUAUAUUGUUAAAUAAAUUACAAACUACCUAAGUCGAUUGAACAAUAUUUUGAUAAGUAAAUUACUUAAUAUUGUAAACAUAUUCAAAUAACAUUGUUAAUAAUUUUUUUUUUUUUUUUUUGUGGGUGUAAGGUUAAUGGAUAAUGAUGUUAAUUAUGUUAAUGGAGUAUAUAUUAUAUGAGGUCCAUUCAAAUAAUACAAACUGAUUCCAUCUUCUAUAAUAACAUUAUAACUUUUAUAACUCUAGUCUAGUUUUUGAAUUAUUAGUGUUGGUCAUUUAUUUAAUGUAUCUAAUAGAAAUUUAGUAUUGUGUUUUUUAAUUUAUUAUGUAUAAUUUUUUUCCAAAGCAUUUAAGUUUAAAAACCAAACCAUUUAUAUUUUAUAUUAGAUGAAAGUUUGAUCUCUGUUAUUCUUUAUUUUUGUUUCCUUAUUUACAAUAUUCUAGAAACCAUGAUUUAUUUUAAUGAAAUAAUUACCAAAGUCUUAAAUUAAAUUUAGUUACUAAUUUCAUAAAUUAACCUAUUUAAAUAAUUUAUCAUUAUCAACAUUUUAUGUAUAUAAAAAUUUAUCAUCUAAAUUGUAUUUUAUAUACCUAAUAUGAUGUAACAACAUUUAAUUUAUAUAUUUAAUCAGUAUAAAUUUGAUAUCGUGCUUAUUAUUGAGUUAUAUGUAUUAUUAUUUUUAGUAUUUGUAUAUUAUUUAAUGUCCCGAUAUUAUUUAAUAUGUUCUAAUGUUCUAUAUGUUUCUACUGUCAAGCAGUGAUACAUAAGCGAAGUACAUAGGUAGGAAAUUACAUUUUAGGGGGGCCAUUGAAACGUAUUAAUUUAUUUACAAUUUAUGUUAUUAAAUUGAUGUUAAAAUGUUAAUUUUAAAUUAAAAGAAUUAUAAAGUUUAAACAAUGUACUAUACAAAAG
Messenger RNA from Cinara cedri, 8331 nucleotides. The record is from the annotation of a GenBank genome assembly. NCBI's taxonomy places the organism in Eukaryota, Metazoa, Arthropoda, Insecta, Hemiptera, Aphididae.